GUCUUAUAUAUCUUGAUUUCAUUUUUUAAGCCACGGUGAAUGUGUCAUCAGCUGUUCAAGUGUUCAAUAACUUGUAUUUAAAAUCGAGAACUGUUGACGGGCCACUGUGCGGUGUGUAUGAUCCACGGUCUGUAUCAUCACAAAUAAAGCGUGACCGCGUAAUUGGUUAGAAAUAACUUGGAAGUGAAACGCACAAUUCGCGUCAGCCCCAAAUUUAGAACUGUGCGGAUGUGUGCGGCACGAGUUUUUCCUGUAUGAGUUAAAACUCAUGCGGAAAUGUUCUCUGCAACUUGCGCUUUACGUGUGUGUUAACCUCAACGGUAAUGGGCAAAACUAAUUAUUUUGCCCAAUGAGUUAUCUGCGAACCGUCGAGUAAACUUUGCGUAAUCUGAAGCGUUUACCGAAUAUACGUCAAAAAUGGUUUUUGAAUCGGUCGUCGCCGAACUCCUCAACAAGGUGUUGGGCGACUACAUUGAAAAUCUUGACCAUAAACAGCUCAAGCUGAGCUUGUGGGGAGGGGAUGUAGUACUGAAAGAUUUAUUAAUCAAGGAAUCGGCUCUUGAUAAACUUGACCAACCCAUCAAGUUGGCCUACGGCAGGCUAGGAAAAUUAAUCCUGAAGAUCCCUUUCAAGGAUAUGUGGAAUGGCCAGGUGGAUGCCAUUAUCGAAGAACUUUAUUUGCUGGUUGUACCUGGUAGUCAAACGCAAUAUGAUGCAGAAAAGGAAGCAAAAACCACACUCGAAGCUAAGCAAGCUGAAAUUGCUAGAGUAGAACAAACAAAACGCGAGGCCGAAGUUAAAGGUCCAGAAAAAUUAGAUGAUUCGAUGGUCGAAAAGUUGGUGGCUCGGAUGAUAAAAAACAUUCAUGUAGAAAUAAAAAAGAUACAUGUCAGAUAUGAAGAUCAUAUGUCAUUCAAAGACGCUCCGUUUGCCGUUGGUUUUACUCUGAACAACUUUACUGUUGAAAGUUGUAACGAAUCAUGGACAACAAGUGGGAAUCUAAAAGAUAUGCAUGCCAUCGCACAAAUUUACAAAUUAUGCACUUUGGAUGGAUUAGGAGUUUAUCUGAAUCCAACAUCAGAGCAGAUUAGUAACCAGCUUCAAUACAGUGAACGAUACACCGAACUUUUUAUACAAGGAAUAGCUACAACGGAUCAUAAACCUUUAGGCUACCAAUAUCUUCUGGGACCAAUAAAUGCUAAGGUAAAAUUGAAGUUGAAUCCAAAGCCUGAAACGGAUGGAAGUAAUUAUACAAUUCCUAAAGUAUGGAUGGAUGCAGAAAUGCAAAAGUUGAAAAUAGGAUUAACAAAGCUUCAGUAUCAAACAAUAAUGCGAUUGGGCGAAGGCUUGGACAGGGCACAAAAAGCUGCCCCGUAUAGAAAAUAUAGACCAAAUCUAACAUCUUACCGGGGUCAUUAUAAAGAAUGGUGGAAAUUUGCAUAUACCUGCAUUUUGGAGGAAACAAUUCGUAGGAGCAAAAGAAAUUGGGAUUGGAGUCACAUGAAACAGCACAGGGAUACCUGUCGUAUCUAUGCAAAAGCUUAUCAUGCAAAGCUAACUAACAAAAAAAUUGCACAGAAUAUUAUCGAUCAGCUUACAGAAUGUGAGAAAACCUUGGACAUCUUCAAUUUGGUCAUCAUUAGACAGCAAAUUGAACUAGAGGUCGAACGACUAGCAGAGAAGGAAAAAAAUCUUAAGGCAAAAAGAGGCUGGUUUGGUUUUUUGUGGGGAAGCGGUCAAACAGAGGAGGAACAAGAUCUUACUUCAGCAGCCGCUAUUAUGCGUAAGUUCGAAGAAGCAAUGACACCGCAAGAGAAAGAAAAGUUGUAUCGAGCUAUAGACUAUCAAGAAAACUCUGGUUUAACUCAUUAUCCUGAAACAUACGAGGACAUUGACUGUCGUUUCUUUCUACAUGGACUCGAGGUUUUUGUACUUGAUACUGAAAAAGAAUUCCCUCAGGUAUUGGAUUUGCAGUUCAAUGGUGUUCAGGUUGGAUUCAAAUCACGGCCAUCUGGUAAUGGCAUGACGGCUACUGCUUCAAUCAACAAUUUGAAGCUGCUUGGUGUCAGGCAACAGGAAACAGUUCCUGUAUUAUUGUCAUCCGAAGAGGAAAAUUCUGACAGUAUGUUAUUUGCUGUUACUUACGAGAAAAAUCCAAUUGAUAAAUUGUGUGGAGAUCGCGUUAUAAUCAAGUCUACUUCCGUACAAGUUGUCUACGACGCACAUACCAUUAUCGAAUUAGUUAGUGUAUUCAAAGUACAGGAUAAUUCGACGUUGAGUCAAAUUCAAGCUGCAGCUGCUAUGCAACUAGAAGGUUUGAAAGAGAUGUCUGCAUUAGGUUUAGAAUAUGCUAUCGAGAAGCACUCUAUACUAGACAUUCAGGUUGAUUUACAAGCAUCUCAAUUGAUUGUACCGCACAAAGGUUUUUAUACAGGCAAUGAAUCGUUGUUUGUACUCAACUUGGGUAGUUUGAAAGUAAAUUCUCUAGCAAAACCAAGAGAUAGCGAAGCACCUGCUACUGUUAAGCAAUUAGUUGGCAUGGGAAAAUCCGAAGAAGAUAUUUUAGCACAACUCAGGACCUACAGUUAUGACAAGUUUAUUAUGAAAAUAGUGAAUUUUCAGGCACUCGUAUGUUUGCCAAAUGAGAAUUGGCGUGAAACUCUAUCUACUGGUGUUGUGGGUUGCAUGACCGUGUUGAAACCAACUACUUUGGAAAUUCAGCUUGACAAAUGUUUGAUUCUCGACGAUCCCUUACUGCCUAAAAUGAGAAUUCUAGGUCAGCUUCCAUCCGUAGCUCUCAACAUAUCUGAUUCAAGAUUGUUGGAAGCGAUUACAAUUGCACAUAGCAUUCCUCUACCGCAAAACGAAGAUGUCCCUGUACCGCAACCAUUGAGUACAAAAUCAGCCUCACAAUUAUCAUUGAAGAAAGAGUUAUCUGCAAUUCCUUCUAUGAUUGAGAAAAAACAGUCGAAGGUUGCUCUAAAACAAACAACUGAUUUGGAAGCCAAGUUUGUAAUGAAAGAAUUCGUUGUCACACUCAUGCAACAAGAAGGCUCUGCAGAUUCUGAGACACAACAGCCUUUCCUUAAAGUUGAAGUAUUGAAGUUGGAGGCAGAGAUGGUUCAGCGAUCGUUUGACCAAGAUGUAAAGCUAAGACUCGGGGGCAUACAAGUCACACAAUAUCAUGACAAGGGAGAGAUCUAUAUGAUAAACACUCCCAUGGCUAGUGGCAUUGAAGAAUAUCUUAUUAUCAUUCAAUAUGUAACUGUAAAUAAGCAUUCCCCAGAAUUCACCACAGUCCAUGGUUCUGUUCUCCAGUUAUUACAGAUGGACUUUACCAAGCUGGAUGUAUUGCUUCAUCAAGAAGCCAUCAUCAAUGUUCUUAAAUUUAUCUCAAAUGUUCAGGGCAGGAUAUCUGCAACUACUGAACAGACUAUUGAAACUGAAGCAGUUAUAUCAACACCAAAUCGGUUUGCGACAAUUCACGAAGAGGGGCCUCAUUUGAUAAAUGUGGGCAAACAAAAGAUUCUUAAGGCAACAACCCAACGUAAGAAGAGAAUAGUCGUUGAAUGCAUAGAUCUCAAGAUUCAAGCAAGAGUUGGAUUAAUAGGAAUAAAAAUGGCCAGCGAUGCUGUGGACAUCGGUACAUUCCUCAUAAAAAAUGUAGUUGCCGGUUACAUUGUAAAGACAUCUUACUCACAAGCAAAUGUCAAUAUUGGUUCAAUUCAAAUUGCUGAUCACAGUCCAACGUCUAUUUAUGAGAACAUCAUCUCGGUAACGUCAUCAGAGUCUUUGCAAGUUCAAGCUGUAAUUUACAAUGUUGAACCAUGGGAGGUUGAUAAAAAUAAUAUGUCCAUAAAAGUAGUUAUGGGCUGCCACAGAGUAGUGUUUCUCAAUUCAUUCGUAACCCGUGUCAUGAACUUUUUGAACCAUUUUCAAGCAGCUCAAGAAGCUAUUAAAGAGGCAUCUGCUGCUGCUGCCGAAGCGGCGAAAACAAAUAUUCAAGAUGUACAAGAAGGAGCAACCCGCAUUGAACUGGGCAUCAAAAUUAAGGCGCCAGUAGUUUAUAUACCGAUGAAUUCUAAAAGUGAACAUGCAUUAAUGCUCGAUAUGGGUAAUCUAACUGUGACCAAUACUUUAAAAAAGUUAGAAGUUAUUAGCGAAGAUGGCAACUCUCCUGUAGUUGAUGAAAUGAAAAUUGAUCUACAAGAUAUCAAGCUAUCAAGGGUCAAGUUAAAUAAAAACGAAUUUGUGGCUGAUAAUGAAGUUUUGUUGCUGCACCCUCUCAGCUUCACUUUCCUAAUUAAACGGAACCUAUCAACAGCAUGGUUCACUGCUAUCCCUGACAUUGACAUGUCUGGUAGAUUGAAAAAAAUUGAACUGUCAGUCAGUCAGGCCGAUUAUGGAACAAUAAUGAAAGUUUUGAACGAAAACUUGGGAGAAACGGUAGACAAUCCAGAACCUGAUAUUGCCCAAUCUUCUAAAGCCCCACCAGCAGUGGAAUGGAAUAGACAACAAUCAAUCAAGCCAGAUUUAGAAGUUACAAGGCAAAGUGUAGUGACAAAACCACAGGAGCAAAAACAAAUACACACUCUCGUGAAAUUCGAAUUCAUCAUGGACAGUCUAGUUAUUAAUUUGUUUAGUGGUGGAUCGAAAUUGCUCGCGUCUGAUACGUCUCCUUUGCAUCUGGCGGAAAAUGGGCUGGCCAAGUUUAGUUUGUCUCAUUUCGCUGUAAAGGGACGAAUGUUUGGUGAUGGUUUACUAGCAACGUCUGUUCUUUUGAUGAAUUGCACUUUGGAUGACACUAGACUAAACCGAGAAGGGUCUCUGACUAGAAUAAUGGAAAGGAUCGAUCAACCACUUCAAAGUGACGAAUCAAGUCCAGAAAAAGAAGCUAAACCCAUCAGAAGUAUGGUGGACAUGACUUUACGAAAAGGAAUAAAUGACACUUUUGUUGACGUUCGAGUUUUUUCGUUCAGUAUAAUAGUGUCGCUGGAUUAUCUAAUGAAAGUCAAAGAUUUCUUUAAUGUUGAACAACCACCGCCAGCCCAAAUUCCCCCAACCGUUGUACAAAAGGGCGUCAAUGAAGUAAACAGCAAAAAAAAUAAAUCAUCUAUAAAUGUCCAACCGAUUGCUGCGAUGUUUACAUUAAAUCUCCACAUUGAGAAACCGGAUAUAAUUCUCCUUGAAGACAUGGACAAUAUUGACUCUAACUGCAUCAUACUGAAUACUGAGGUGUUUUUGAAGUUGCGAAUGGUCGGUGAUCAUCAAACUAUUUCAGGCUCGAUCAAAGACAUGUCAAUUCUUACUGGAAUCUACAAUCCGCCACGAAGAUCAGACUCCAUAUAUCAGGUAUUAAGACCCUGCAGCAUUAGUUUGGCAGGUUCUACACCGGAAGGAAAGGGUUUGCACGUCGACAUUUGCUGUACGGACAUACACGUCUCAGUUUCUCCUGGUGUUAUUGAGAUAUUAAAUAAAGUCGUUCAGACAGUGACAAAAACGCAAGACGACAAUGAAGAUUUGGUAAAGUCAGAACCAAAUUACAGCGGAGUUUGGACAAUCACUCCUUUCAGAGAGAAUGAUUAUUGGUUCCUCAAAGCAGAAACGGGGGUUGAAGCAUUUGAAGAUUUGGCUGCCAAUGAAGGUUCAGAAACAGAUUGCGGUUAUAAACAUGAACUUGCCGUUGUUAGCGCACCUACUAUUCUUCUAACUCUGGAGGCUGGAGUCGGAAACAAGACUCUACCUAUGUUACUAUUCUAUCUCGGCUUCCAAAGUAAUGUCAACGAUUGGAGCACUAGGACUAUGAGUAUAGAAUGCACUAUGACUUUGGCUGUGGCGUACUACAAUAGUUGUUUAGCUUUAUGGGAGCCCCUGAUUGAACCCAUGGAAUCAAGAAAACAUGGAAAGCGCUUUUCAUCGCCGUGGGAGCUGAACACCAAGAUUCAAUUCCACGACCUUACGAUAGACUCACCGCCUGCAAGUCUUGCAAGCCCAAGUUCUGAGGCUGACCCAGAAGUAUCUCAGCAAUCAGCUAAAAUGUCUAUAGAUGUUUCGUCGACGGAAAAUUUAGAAUUAACCGUCACCAAGACGUGUCUUGAUGUCCUGAAACAACUCGGCAAUGCAUUCUCAAAUGCUAUUGAACCGGGCAAAAUGCAGGUAGUCAAAAUGGCUCCGUACCUAUUGAAGAAUGAGACUGGCCUAUCAAUGACUCUGCAUUUGGAACAUGGUUACUUUAAGGUUAUCGAUGAUCCGUUAGCAGCAACUAAUUCUAGUACUGGAUCUUACAUGGAAGUAGUCCUCGAGUCUGGAGCCUCUGUGGAAUUGGCUCCUACAGUUGUAAAAUCGGCAAAGACACAUAUUCUUGAUGACCUUAAAGCUGAAUCUGUGAAAAUCCAAAGUGACAACACCUUUGUUGUAUCGUUUAAAGGGAUCGAAAACAAACUAGAGGUACCAGUAUUAAGGGCGGAUAAGAGGUACUUCUCAUUGAAGCAUCGUGGCGAUGGAGCCGAUGAGUGGGGAAUAAUAUCUGAUGUAGUAGUAGAGGGUGGAAGCACCAUUAUUACUCUUAGAAGUGUACUUCAGGUACACAAUCACUUCAGUGAGCCGAUAUCGGUUUAUUACAUGACAAAAAGGGGAAACGAAGUUGAAUGCGUUGGUACCGUAGAACCUGAUCAAUGUCUCAACCUUCCAAUAGAUGCUGUCUACACACCAACCAAUGAGUUAUUCUUCAGCGUUGAAGGAUACACAGUAUCAAUAAUUCCAUUUAUCUGGAAAGAUUUGCAAAAAACAGUUUCCAUGACAAAGCUUUUGCAAUGUGAGCCCCGAUCCCGCCAAGAGUACGUGGAACCAUUUUACAUAAAGAUGUUUUUCAUGAUGAUCAUGGUCGGUAGUAUCCUCUAUAAUAACAACACUCUUGGUUUAUUACUAGACGUCAUCGACUGGCACAACAUAUUAAAUCGUUCUAUAUCUUAUGUCGAGCAUAGAUGUUCAAGUCUAAAUAAAUCAGAAGUACCCAAGUAUCUGGAAGGACCUAUCCAGGCAGUUGGAGAAAUUGAACAAGUUUACUUGGAGAAUACAAGUCGACAUACUAUGUCGAGUACUUCUUAUAACAUACACUUAUACCCCUCGGUGUAUCUAAAAAAUUUCCUGCCAAUAGACAUUGUCAUUUCUUUGCCCGGUAUUAUGGAUGAAAAGCUUGUGGAGGCCAGCAAAAUUUUACAGAUACCUACAAUUGAGCCUGGACGGUCUAGUAUCGUUAUCAAGUUACCGCAGUACUUAGAAAAAGAUUGGUCAUGCAGAGUUGAAAUUCAAGCGAAUCCACCAGAGUUCUCGGUCUGCUCAUUUGAAUCAUACGACAGUCCGCAAAAGGUUGUUAUGGACUUGGGCAUACAUACGUCUUUUAAACACGGCUCUUUAAUCAUGGCAUUGUACUGUCCAUUCUGGAUGUUGAAUAAGACAGGAUUAAUGUUGUAUUACAGGAAAUCGAGUAAGUCCGCAGGCAAAGAUCAUUCAAGUCCCACCAAGAAAUGGAUUUCCAGUUUAAAACCUCAUCCACGCCGUGGUGAAUAUGGCAAGAGAAAAGGCAAAUCGAGUUCAGAGGACAACUUGAAUGUUCUCUACCACCCGGAAACUUACAAGGGGAUUAUUUUGUUUUCGUUUAGUAAAAAAGCAUUCUUUGGAAAAAAGAAAGCAAUGAUCAGAGUUGAAGAGGGAGAAUGGUCAGACAAAUUUUCUAUUGAUGUUGCUGGAAGCAAGGGUGUCGUCUCUUGCAAAUACAAAGGCGUCGUUUAUCAGAUUGGCGUUCAUAACCAGCUGACUUACAACUCAUUAACGAAACAAAUUACGUUUACUCCAUAUUAUGUUUUGAUAAAUAACUCCGAUUUCUUUAUUGAAUGCCAAGAAAGCGAGAGACCCGCUGACCCUUUGUUUAAGAUACCUCCUGGUGAAUGUACUGCUUUUUGGCCUCGUUCUGAACACGAAGUGAAAACGUUAAAAGCAAAAGUAGUGGGUCAUCCAGAGACAACAGCAGCCUUCAUCUACACCGACGUUCACACAACAUUAUUAAAACUUGAAAAUAAGUAUGGUGGAAUAAAUGUUGACGUGCAGAUCAAUGAGGGCGGAAUAUAUAUUUCUAUGUCUGGAUACACUCCUGGAAAUGCUCCCGCUCUUAUCAUCAAUCAUACUUCGCAUACUAUCAAUCUUUGGGAAAAAGGAUCCAUGAAUGUCAGAUCAAUUCAAUCGUAUAACCGGAUGUUUUAUACGUGGGAAAACCCUGCUGGAUCAAGAACGUUAGUUUGGGAAGAUGGAAAUAAAAAAGAAAUUGAAAAUGAUCUCCGGCAGGAUAAGCUAGGUCCGUUUACUUUGCCAGAGGUAGAGCAAGAGGUAUUUUACGUUUCGUUUCUUGAUGGCAUUCAACGUGUACUGUUGUUUACUGCUAAUUUAAAAAUUGCCGAAGACUGUGAACUGGCUGGAGCUUUGGAAGCUAAUGAUCAAGAAAUCACACUAAAUAUUCAUGGUGUGGGACUAUCUUUAGUGAACAAUAUAAGUAGAACCGAACUUCUAUACAUGUGUAUUGCCAGCUCUGGUGUUAUUUGGGAAACACGCAAAUCUCUUGGCAGUCAAUGGCGUGCGUUGAGUACAAAAGAUGUAAUUGCUAUCGAAGAUGGAUACCAAAAUUAUCUUCGUGAACUUCAAAUUGGCAGAGAUCCGCCUUAUCGAGUUAUGCUGGAGCCUAAAUUAGAGGUUGAUUACUUGAACAUGCAGAUGAUGAAACCACAUCGCCGAUAUAUCCAUCGCACUUUCCAAACAGGAUUAUGGAUGCAAUAUCGCUCGUCCGUACAUCAAGUACAGUUGCAUGCCAAAAUAAAUCGUCUUCAGAUUGAUAAUCAAUUAUCUGAUUGCGUCUUCCCAGUGAUCUUAGCUCCAGUUCCACCUCCAAAGAGUGUUGUUCACAGUUCGGUGAUGAAACCGUUUGCUGAACUAAGCAUUCUCAAACGUCUACUGGAACACAGUACGGUGCAACAAUUCAAAUAUUUCAAAGUACUCAUUCAAGAAUUCCACAUCAAGGUCGACAUCGGAUUCAUUGGUGCAAUUACGGACUUAUUCAAAGAUGAUGAGGCCAGUGAUGCAGAAGAGAGUGGACUGUUCCAACAAGACAUGAAGCUAGUCACGGAACCUCUGAUGUAUCAUGUCAGUCAAAUAACUACAGCUGAACAAAAGAACUUUUUUGAUCUCUUGCAUUUCUCUCCACUUAAGAUUCAUAUAAGUUUUUCAAUGACUGGAAGUAGCACACAAUUACCACAAGUAUUAAAUGUAUUAUUACAAGGAAUCGGUGUUACUUUGACCGAUAUAAACGACAUUGUUUUCAAAUUAGCAUAUUUUGAAAGACAAUUCACCUUUAUGACUCACAAUCAAUUGACAGCAGAGGCAACAAAUCAUUAUGUAGGACAAGCGAUCAAGCAGGCUUAUGUUCUUGUCUUGGGCUUAGACGUUAUUGGAAACCCGUAUGGUUUGGUGGUUGGUACCAUGAAAGGAAUUGAAGAUUUGUUCUAUGAACCUUUCCAAGGUGCUAUUCAAGGGCCUGGUGAAUUUGCUGAAGGUUUAAUGCUCGGAGUCAGAAGUAUGUUUGGACAUACCGUUGGCGGCAUGGCAGGAGCUGUAUCAAAAAUUACUGGAGCCAUGGGCAAAGGUAUUGCUGCCCUUACCUUCGACAAAGACUAUCAACGUAAGAGGCAAGAACAAUUAAAUAAACAGCCAGCUAACUUGCAGGAAGGUCUUGCACGAAGUGGCAAAGGUUUGGUCAUGGGAGUAUUCGAUGGUGUAACGGGUGUUGUCAUGAAACCAAUAUCAGGUGCAAAAGAAGAAGGCGUAGAAGGAUUCUUUAAAGGAUUUGGAAAAGGUGUCGUUGGAUUAGUUACACGACCGACGGCCGGUGUCAUAGAUUUUGCAAGUGGUUCAUUUGGUGCUGUUAAGCGGGCUACAGAAAUGGGUGAAGAAGUGAAAAGAGUAAGGCCACCAAGGUUCCUACAACUGGAUAGUCUUGUUAGACCAUAUAUUCGACACGAAGCGGACGGCAACAAAAUUCUUCUCGAAUUGGAGAAAGGGAAAUAUGCCAACACCGACAUUUAUGUGUAUCAUGUCAACGUUAACAAGGAUGUAGUUUUGCUCACUGACAAACGCAUAGCCUUCCUUGUACACAACGAUUUGUUUGGCGGCUGGCAGGUUGAGUGGUCUUACACAUGGCCAGAAGUUGGUAAUACACCGAAGGUAGUCGAAAGAGGAGUGGAAGUUCCAGUUAAAGAGUCUCAUAAGAAGAAGAAACUUGGAAACUUCUUCAGUGGCACUGAUCACGGAAAAAUCAUAUUAGUUUCAGACCCCGAAACAAGACAGGUUUUAUGCAGCAAAAUUGAAGAGCAAGUCAAACUAGUUUCACCAUAAAUUGAAACUUACUGGAGAUGUAUUUUACGGCAGAUUUUAUCCUAUCUAGUUGAAGAUGCGGAAGUAACUAUUAUAAGACAAGCAGAGCAUCGGUUCUCUUUAUACCUUUAUAUAAGCUAAAGUUUUCUCUAAUACAGCUUUCAAACAAUUUCAAAUCAUUUUCUAUUAAUUCACUUCAAGACUGACAUCUUAUAUAUACACCAGUACGAAACCCAGUCCAGUAUGACAAAGAAAUGCAUUGAAAGU
This is a messenger RNA of Diprion similis, 10683 nucleotides long. RefSeq names its product vacuolar protein sorting-associated protein 13 (gene Vps13). Lineage: Eukaryota; Metazoa; Arthropoda; Insecta; Hymenoptera; Diprionidae. Gene Ontology annotation, biological process: protein retention in Golgi apparatus; protein targeting to vacuole. Gene Ontology annotation, cellular component: extrinsic component of membrane. The transcript is spliced from 60 exons. The record is from RefSeq and is a predicted model, not a curated record. Bases 418 to 10437 code for a protein of 3339 amino acids.